Messenger RNA from Penicillium daleae, 3276 nucleotides. RefSeq lists its product as uncharacterized. Bases 1 to 3276 code for a protein of 1091 amino acids. Gene Ontology annotation, biological process: RNA 3'-end processing. Lineage: Eukaryota; Fungi; Ascomycota; Eurotiomycetes; Eurotiales; Aspergillaceae. The transcript is spliced from 5 exons. Gene Ontology annotation, molecular function: nucleotidyltransferase activity. The record is from RefSeq and is a predicted model, not a curated record.
AUGGUCCCAAACAUCGAUGGGAAUGCGACCUGUUCCCGCCACCCUGGUGAACCCUCACCAAUAGCGUCGGUCCAGCUUUCCAGCACCAUGGCAUGGAUGCCACAGCCCGACGCGUCCGAGGUCCCUCCUCGGCCUCCAUUAAGUGUUCAACAGUCCAACUCCCUCCCCUCGACCCCUUACCAACAUGCGCGCAACCUCUCCUUUCACUCCCGGUCGCCGUCCCCCCGCCCGCGGAAGCACCUCUCCCCGUUCUACGCAUUCCGAGUCCACACAUUUGCCCCCCUCGGCGCGGAAACCCCUCGGGGGCUUCUAGGGGCGGAUAUACUGCCAGAAGAGAAGGACGGACUGAAAGCGAGCCUCGAUCCCGAAGAGGAGCGAAGGCUCACUGCGGAUAUUAUGGACCUCUACGAUCGGUUAUUACCUUCUGCCGAAAGCGAUGAUCGACGACGGCAACUGAUUCGGAAAUUGGAGAAACUGUUUAAUGAGCAAUGGCCUGGGCACGAGAUCAAGGCGAAUGUCUUUGGCUCGUCGGGGAACAAGCUCUGUUCGAGUGAUUCAGAUGUGGACAUUUGUAUUACGACGGAUUUCAAAGAUUUGGAACACGUGUGUCUACUGGCGGAAGUUCUCGCAAAGCACGGGAUGGAACGAGUUGUCUGUGUCUCCCACGCAAAGGUCCCAAUUGUGAAAAUCUGGGACCCGGAACUGAAGCUGGCUUGUGAUAUGAAUGUCAACAACACCCUCGCAUUAGAGAAUACCCGCAUGAUCCGGACCUAUGUCGAAGUGGAUGAACGAGUACGGCCAUUGGCCAUGUGUGUGAAGCACUGGACGAAAAGACGAAUCCUCAACGACGCGGCGCUCGGUGGUACAUUAAGUUCUUAUACUUGGAUUUGCCUCAUUAUCAACUUUUUGCAGACAAGGAAUCCGCCGAUCUUGCCGAGUCUGCAGGCUCGUCCGCAUAAGAAGAGAGCGACCCCGGAUGGAUUGGUGUAUUCGUUCGAUGACGAUCUUGAAACGUUGUCUCAAUUUGGUCGCAGGAACAAGCAGACCGUCGGCGAGCUAUUCUUCGAGUUCUUUCGGUAUUAUGGGCACGAAAUCAACUACGAGAAAAACGUUAUUUCGGUACGCGAGGGAAAGCUGGUCUCCAAAGAGGGCAAGGGAUGGCAUUUGUCGGUGAACAACCGGCUGUGCGUUGAGGAGCCAUUCAACACGUCGAGGAAUUUGGGCAACACGGCCGAUGAUACGUCAUUCCGCGGUUUGCACAUGGAGCUGCGGAGAGCCUUUAAGUACGCCUCCGAUGCUGAUCUGGCAGGCUGUUGCGCUGAGUUUGAAUUCCCGCCGGAAGAGGAACGGACAUGGGAGCGACCGCCACCACAACCAAGGCCAGUCAUCACGGCUUCGCUUCCAACCAGAGGGGGCCGUGGUGGUCGGGGUGGACGAUAUGGCAACCAGUACUCCAGAGGAGGAUUCGCUAAUGGUGGUCGUCGAACAUCCAACACGGGGACCAAAUCUGCCUUCCGGCAAGGCAAUGCGGCAAGCGCCUCCGAUCUCUCUCUGCAGGCUCAACAACAAGCUCAAUUUCUGCUGCACGAUCAGCUUUAUCAGCAAAUUCAGCUGCUCCAAGCACAGGAACAAGAGUUGCGCAUGCAGCUGCACAAUCAGGCAUUGAUCACCGGGCGGCCACCCCCGGUUUUCCUUCGCCAGCCUUUCAUCCAGUUCCCCAUGCCGCAGCAGCAGGAAUACACGGGUGACGAGCCAUCAAGGUCAAGUGCGGCCGGCGCCCAAGGCAGCACCACAAAUCCGCCAUCCCCAUCCGCAACCAAUGCUCACCCUGAUCUUCGCCGAAACCCUCGACGCUCUUCAGUUGUAAACGGCUCACCAAAGGCAAAUCUCCGAGCUCAGUCUCAGCCUGCUCGACCUCUGAACUCCCCCUCCCUCCCGACGUUCAGUCCCUAUUCGAUCAUGCAACCACUGGAUACCUCGUUUACCUCGAGACAGCAACCGAUUCCCGAACCAUCGGAUGGCGGCGAGGGUAGUGGAGACGAGAAUGCAAUGCCAUCCAACAGCCUUCCCAGCAACGGCUCACGCUCCGAUUCCGUGGACGAAAGCCGGGCUCAGGAUAUGAUGGGUUACUACAUAACCCCGCAGCAACUGCAACUCUAUCAGCAGAACGCAAUGUUGCCUCCUUUAUCCACGCCUAUGGGUCUCGCUCUGCCAAAUGGCUAUACGUCUUUCCUCCCUGUGCAACAGGACUACCGUUCCGGGUCGUUCUCAUCGGAAGGCUUGAGUGCGCGACAUGACCAAACGCCUACACCUGCGCCUAGGGCUUCUGGGUCAGGACAGCAACGCUCAACUUCGCGACCAGCACCGGCGAUGGAUCGGGGUCCCUUGAUCGUCGAUGGCUCGGUGCCGCCGAGUGAGCCUCGCCCACAGUAUCCGAUGGAUCUGAUCGAUCCGUAUACUGCCGUCACGCACUACACGUCAACUUCGGAUGACCACAACGCCAAUACGCCUGCAAGCUUUUCCGAUUCCCUGUCGCAGGAUUUCCAAGAUCCCGGUCCCUUCGAGAUGGACCCACCAUCGGUCUUUACACGGGUUCCAUUUGAAGCACCGAAGACGGGUAAUGUCAAUGGUCAUGAUGUUUCCUCGGAGAAGACGAACGGGCAACCAGAGUUACUCGCCAGCCGUCUGCAAAACCUUCAUCUGUCGAAUGCUGAAAAAUUGGCCCAGUCGCAUACAACGGCCAAGGCGAAUCCAGAUCGACAGAAGAAUGGCACUUUGCAUCAUGGGCCAGGCAAAGAUGGCGCACAGGCGAAGAACUCGACAUCUUCGGGUGACAAGGUUUCUUCCGGUACGAGUCAGAGCAACGAAGCACGUCAACAGGUAUCCAAUUCGAAGCGUGGGCGAUCAAAUGGAGUGGACUCAUCCGAGAAGGUCAAUGGUGUCAACCACGGAAAUGGGAAUGGGAAUGGUCAUGGUCAUGUUAACGGUCACGCCCAUGGCCACAACCAUAAGCCCAAGGCAAAGGGGCGACAAGACGCAGCGAAUAACGCCUCCAAUCCAACGGGGGAUUCCAAGGACCGGAACAAUGAACACGUUCCUCGCAAGCCUGGUGGCCAAGUCAAUGGCACCAACGACGUCAAUCAAAGUGGAUGGCAGACCACUGGGAAGAAGAAGCAUCGCAGGAAUGCCAAAUCGUCCGCUGCUGAGCCCCGCAACGGUGUCAAUGGUGGUCCCGAGCCCUUACCCGCAGACGAGUCACUUCGGAAAGGCGGCUGA